AUGGCAUCACCACUGCAGAAUGCAGUGCAACUCCUUAGCCGCUCUCUGACAGUGAUUAACAAGAAUAUUGGCAUACAUAACAAACUUGUCCAUCUGAAGCAACUUGAAACAUUGAGUCUGAAGUUAUUUUUUUCUGAUUUGACCAUUCCAUGUGCAAAUGUUUUUCCAGCAACACUCAACAUGUUAAAGUUGCUUGCAACUAAUCUAAGUUGGUUGUACUUGGACAUCAUAGCUGAGUUGAAAGUUUUUGAGAAUCUGCAUCAACUUGAAACAUGGAAUGAAAGUGUAGCUGAAGAUGUCAAGUCAUUUCUCACAAAUGACCUUGACGAACAAUGUUCACGUGUGCUUGGGUUGAGUUACAAUCACUUGACUGGCGACCUAAAGACUUGUCUACUGCAUUUCGGAACUUUUCCAGAGGACAGUGAGAUAUCAGUGAAGAAUUUGAUGAGGUUAUGGAUGGCUGAGGGGUUCCUGAAGUUGGAAAAUGAUUUGGAAGGAGAGGCUGAGAAGUGUUUGCAAGAGUUUGUCGAUAGAUGUCUAGUCCUUAUUCAGAACGUCGAUAUCUCACGAUGCAUAAAAUGCUGCCCUUUAAACGUCGAUAAAAUUGAUUAUUGUCGCUAUGGUCUUUAUAGGGCUCUUCUUACCCCUGUACAUCCUCAGUUGAGAGAUCAUGACAACAACGAUCUUUUCAAUCGAACCCGUUCUAUUUUCUCUUCUUACCCCUACAUACCUCCAGAAAUUUGCAGGUUAUGGAAUCUGCAUACAUUCAUUGUUCAAGGGCCUAUGCUAUGGACAAUAACUUUUCCUGAGGAAAUUUUGGGACUAAUGCAAUUAAGGCAUCUCAAACUGCCCAAAUUUUAUCUGCCAAAUCCCCCAAGCGUAUCUGCUGACAAAGGGAGUCACAUGGGCUUUUCAAACAUACAAACUAUUUCUUACAUGUCUCCUUGUUGUUGCACAAAGGAGUUUAUUAUGAGGAUUCAGAAUGUCAAAGAAUUAGGACUCAGUGAAUAUCAGAUUGACUCUUCUGAUGGGCCUCUCAACAGUCUUGUCCAUCUGCAGCAACUUGAAACAUUGAGUCUUACAUAUCGUUUUGGAGGAUUUUGGCCAGCAAGUGCAAAAGCUUUUCCAGCAACGCUCAAGAAGCUGAAGUUGGACAAAACUUAUCUAAGUUGGUCGUACUUGGACAUCAUAGCGGAAUUGCCUAACCUUGAGGUGCUGAAACUGAUGUAUCGUGCUUGUGAUGGCGAAGAAUGGCGUCCAACGGUUAUGGGAUUUAAUCAAUUGAAGCUUUUGUUAAUUGAACAUAAUGAUCUCAAGUACUGGAAAGCCACAGAUGACAAUUAUCCUGUCCUUGAGCGCCUUGUGCUUAGAUGUUGCUAUUAUUUAGAUAAGAUACCCAUUGAGUUUGCAGAAAUCCACUCACUACAAUUGAUUGAGUUAAAUUGGUGUCUUCCCGGACUUGGGGAAUCUGCUGCACGAAUUCAAAAAGAACAAGAAGACAUCGGAAACAACCCCGUGGAUGUUCGUAUCUCCGAUCCAUCUAAGUAUAUAGUAUUUAUCAAGUGUGUAAGUGUGUUCUCACAUGAAGUUGAGGUGAAAGAUGUGAGUUCAGUUGAACACGCUCUAAAUCUACAUCUGAAUAAUGUGACUUGUCGAAGUUCUACUGACCCUUUAUUAUUUCUUUUCAGUAGAGAAGAGAGAUUCAGAAGAAUAUUUUUGGCGGAAGGAUUGAACUCUUGGGAUUUCAUUUCGGUUCCUUUGUCGCAAAUUACCACUAAAUUACCGGUUUCAAGCAAUGUGUGGCUUCCAAGGAGAUGUGAUCUCUUUUCGGCAGAGCUAGCAGACAUGAUACCAAAAAGUUUAAAUGGUAAGAGGUACUUCAUUGCAGACCGGUUCCAUGAGAGAGUUGGAAACUUUAUAAAAAUGCAGCGUUUUAUAAAUGAAGCAUAA
This is a messenger RNA of Capsicum annuum, 1950 nucleotides long. RefSeq names its product putative late blight resistance protein homolog R1A-10. The record is from RefSeq and is a predicted model, not a curated record. Gene Ontology annotation, biological process: protein folding. The coding region runs from base 1 to 1950 and encodes 649 amino acids. NCBI's taxonomy places the organism in Eukaryota, Viridiplantae, Streptophyta, Magnoliopsida, Solanales, Solanaceae. Gene Ontology annotation, molecular function: alpha-tubulin binding. The transcript is spliced from 6 exons.